UAUAGCACUACAUCCUGCAGUGUCAAAUAAGAUCUAAUCAAAUCAAAUGCAAUUAACGCGAUAGUAUUAAAUUUUAAGUGCCAAUAAUAAAAUAAAAUUUCUCUUCGAUGGCAAGCCGAGUUCUGUUACAUUUGGGUGAUGCAACUAGCAGAUGUAUUUUUUCAAACGUACAGUUGCCAAGGGUGCAACUCCAAUCUCAAGGUGUGCUGAGGCAAAGCAGAAAUUUUAAAAGAGACAGAAAUAUCGAGAGUACGAUAAAACAGCCUUUGGAAGUUCAGGUUCAAGUUGGAGCCACAGGGGCUGGGCAAAAAUUAUGGAAGGCCACUGUUUUUGCCACAGCUUUCACUGGAGCAUCUUUCUUGGGAGCAACAGUAUGGGAAUAUGAAAGAAUACGAUCGCAGACAUUUAAAGGAUUGAAUAGAGUACCUUUUCAAAGACACUUUAGAACCGCUACAGGAUGGAGGCAAGAGGCGAAAGCGUGGUGGAAUGGAUUGUCAGAAGGUCAGAGAACGUUUUAUUUCAUUUGCUAUGCCAAUGUUGCUGUGUUUUUGGCGUGGAAAAUACCACAAUUGAGAUCAACAAUGAUGAAAUAUUUCACCUGUAGUCCUGCCACUGGUAUAACGUGUCUGCCUAUGAUACUGUCCACGUUUUCGCAUUACAAUCUGUGGCAUUUAGCAGCAAAUAUGUAUGUGCUACAUAGUUUUAGUACGCCUGCAGUUUCAUAUUUAGGAAGAGAACAUUUUGUAGCCUUGUAUUUGUCAUCCGGAGUUGCAUCGAGCUUAUUCAGUAUUGCAUACAAAAUUAUGAGAAAUCAAUCCGGGCCCUCUUUAGGAGCUUCUGGAGCCAUUAUGGGAAUACUAGCUUUCAUUUGCACUCAGUACCCUGACACAAGACUGAACAUAAUUUUGUUGCCUCAAUUUACAUUUAGUGCUGGAGCGGCAAUCAAAUCUCUAAUGGCAAUGGACACGGCUGGGUGUGUAUUUGGAUGGAGAUUCUUUGAUCAUGCAGCCCACUUGGGUGGUGCUUUUUUUGGAAUCUUUUGGCAGCAAUGGGGUAUUGAAAAUAUUUGGCGAAAACGAGCACCAGUCUUAACACAGUGGCAUGAGUUCCGACAUGGAACGAAAUCUUCUUAAAGUCCCAUGCACAUUUAGUGGAAUAUUAUCCGUUUUGGAGUACGUAUUUGUAAAAAUUAUGAAUUUUAUUUAUUUUGUAUAUUUAUGCUAUCUGAUUUUGUGCAACUAUAAAAAAAA
Copidosoma floridanum is the source of this 1250-nucleotide messenger RNA. It is a transcript of the gene rho-7, whose product is annotated as rhomboid family intramembrane serine protease rho-7. Lineage: Eukaryota; Metazoa; Arthropoda; Insecta; Hymenoptera; Encyrtidae. Gene Ontology annotation, molecular function: serine-type endopeptidase activity. Gene Ontology annotation, cellular component: membrane. The record is from RefSeq and is a predicted model, not a curated record.